UUAACUGAAGCCAGAAGUCUAUUCUUCUUGCCUCUUGCGCUCUUGUAGUCGCAUAAAUCUGAAGAAGUCUCUCGCUUUCUCUUCCGAGAAGGCCAAGAAGCCAACACCAGCACCGGCCCCAGCCCUUGGAUCCAUUCUCCCUCUGUUUCCGCCGUUAGAUCCAAGCUCUCGUCGGCGAUCCGAUGUGGACCACCGUCCGAUCUUUCAUCCUCGUCGCCUUCCUCCUCGUCUCGCCGGCGCUCUGUUCCGAGUACGAUCACAAGUAUCAACCAGAUGACCCUGUUACCCUCUGGGUAAAUAAGGUUGGGCCUUAUAAUAAUCCACAAGAAACAUAUAACUAUUACAUCCUUCCAUUUUGUCAUGCAUCUGGAAAUGCGGCUCACAAGUGGGGUGGCCUUGGAGAGGUCUUGGGUGGAAAUGAACUUAUUGACAGUCAGAUUGACAUAAAAUUCCUAAAAAAUGUGGAUAAGACUACUGUCUGUGAAAUUGAACUUGAUGAAGCAAAGGCGAAACAAUUCAAGGAUGCUGUUGAGAAUAGUUACUGGUUUGAAUUCUUCAUAGACGAUUUGCCUCUAUGGGGUUUUGUUGGUGAGGUACAUCCUGACAAGAACAGUGAAAAUAACAAGCAUGUGCUUUACACGUAUAAGAACAUUACUGUUGAAUACAACAAAGACCGGAUCAUUCAUGUGAACCUCACUAACGAUGGUCCUAAACCGUUGGAAGUGGGUAGAACACUGGAUAUGACAUACUCGGUCAAAUGGAUACCGACUAAUGUCAGUUUCGCGCGUCGUUUUGAUGUUUACCUAGAUUACCCCUUCUUUGAGCAUCAGAUACACUGGUUCUCCAUUUUUAAUUCAUUCAUGAUGGUUAUCUUCCUCACUGGACUGGUGUCAAUGAUACUAAUGCGAACUCUUAGAAAUGACUAUGCAAAAUAUGCUCGGGAAGAUGAUGAUCUGGAGACAUUGGAAAGAGACGUGAGUGAGGAGUCUGGUUGGAAGCUUGUUCAUGGGGAUGUUUUUCGGCCUCCUCGCAAUCUAGUACUACUUUCAUCUGUUGUUGGGAAUGGUGCUCAGCUGGCAUUGCUUGUUCUACUUGUCAUCUUGUUUGCAAUUGUUGGAAUGUUGUAUGUCGGGAGAGGAGCUAUAGUCACAACCUUCAUAGUAUGUUAUGCUUUCACAUCAUUCAUUUCUGGGUAUGUGAGUGGUGGAAUGUAUUCACGUAAUGGGGGAAAAAACUGGAUAAAAUCAAUGAUCCUCACCGCAUCAUUUUUCCCAUUUAUGUGCUUUGGGAUUGGUUUUAUUUUGAAUACAAUUGCUAUAUUCUAUGGAUCCCUAGCUGCUAUUCCUUUUGGCACAAUGGUCGUGGUUUUUGUCAUCUGGGCUUUCAUAUCUUUUCCCCUAGCACUUCUUGGUACAGUUGUAGGAAGAAACUGGAGUGGUGCUCCAAACAAUCCAUGUCGUGUGAAGACCAUUCCCCGUCCAAUCCCAGAGAAGAAAUGGUACCUCACACCAUCUGUAGUUUCUAUGAUGGGGGGGCUACUACCGUUUGGCAGCAUAUUCAUUGAGAUGUAUUUUGUCUUCACAUCCUUCUGGAAUUACAAGGUGUACUAUGUUUAUGGCUUCAUGCUACUAGUUUUUCUGAUUCUCAUUAUUGUUACGGUUUGCGUUACAAUCGUGGGCACAUACUUCCUACUAAAUGCCGAGAACUAUCACUGGCAGUGGACUUCAUUUUUCUCUGCUGCCUCGACAGCGGUCUAUGUGUACUUGUAUUCAAUAUAUUACUACUAUGUGAAGACCAAGAUGUCAGGUUUCUUCCAGACCAGCUUCUAUUUUGGAUACACACUGAUGUUUUGCCUAGGUUUGGGAAUUCUUUGUGGAGCUGUUGGGCACUUGGGGUCCAAUUUGUUCGUAAGGAGAAUCUACCGAAACAUAAAGUGCGACUAGAGAGACCUUGCGGGUAAGAAUGGAGCUGUGAGAUGGGUAUUUCCUCCAAGGUUGAAACCGAACGAAGAAACCUCUGGUCAUGUGUGGCGGCAACGUUGAUAUCUUUACAGAUUGAAACCCACAAAAUAGGUUAUGACUAAUGAGAAGGCCCUGAAAUUUUUACAAUUUUCCAUUUUAAUUGUCAUGGGCUGUAAGUGAAAUUUAAAUUCAGGAAGCAGAGAUUUGUCUUUUUCUUUCUGUAAGGUAAAAAGAUAAUCUGAGAUGUGAAAUCAUUUUGUCAUGUAGCCCAACCCACCCACCCUUUCUCUGCAAUUGAUUGGUCUCGUCUCUUCUCCCGACUCCUGUAGUGAGGAGUGGUUUCGUGUUCUUUUUUUUUUUUUUUUUUAAUUUUCCUAAAGAUAUUAUAUGCUGGUAUAAUGUAGCUAGCAUAUGCCUUUGGGACUAGAACUAGAAGCACCUUUCCUAAGCCUUGGGGUAUAAUAUAGUGGUCAGUCUGUCUUGAGUCUGUUGUGGGACUGAGCGAUCAUUAAUCAUUGUGUGUCUACAACGGACUAUUGAUUAUUGGAGCAGGUAUUGAUGGAGAGUGGUAUUGGCAGA
Messenger RNA from Diospyros lotus (date-plum), 2540 nucleotides. Its product is annotated as transmembrane 9 superfamily member 1. The transcript is spliced from 12 exons. Bases 183 to 1943 code for a protein of 586 amino acids. Gene Ontology annotation, biological process: protein localization to membrane. Lineage: Eukaryota; Viridiplantae; Streptophyta; Magnoliopsida; Ericales; Ebenaceae. Gene Ontology annotation, cellular component: trans-Golgi network; membrane; endosome. The record is from RefSeq and is a predicted model, not a curated record.